Neoarius graeffei (lesser salmon catfish) is the source of this 1723-nucleotide messenger RNA. RefSeq names its product polymerase (RNA) III (DNA directed) polypeptide K (gene polr3k). Gene Ontology annotation, cellular component: RNA polymerase III complex. Bases 613 to 939 code for a protein of 108 amino acids. The record is from RefSeq and is a predicted model, not a curated record. Lineage: Eukaryota; Metazoa; Chordata; Actinopteri; Siluriformes; Ariidae. Gene Ontology annotation, biological process: DNA-templated transcription; termination of RNA polymerase III transcription. The transcript has 3 exons. Gene Ontology annotation, molecular function: DNA-directed RNA polymerase activity; nucleic acid binding; zinc ion binding.
AGGACCUUCUUGCUGUGAGGCGACAGCGCUAACCACUACACCACCGUGUCGCCACAGUUCAUCAUGUCAUACUCUUUUGCAGAAAUUAUGACAGUCAAAGACAGGAACUGCUCGCACAGAUGCGUGGACUUGGUUUGGAAGAGGUGACGUUGAAAAGCAUUUUAGAAAUAGGAUCAAGUGGAAAGGGAAGACGAUUUUUCUUAGUUUUUAUUGGACACUGGGCCUUAAGUAGGCAUCAAUCCUGUAGAUGGCAGCAAUGCAACUACUUGGAUGCCGGCUGCCGUAAAACUCCAAAGAAGAAGAAGAAUUCCUCCACAAAAUGGCAGAAGUCAGGGUGCUAAUUCUUUAGGGUGUCGGUGUAGCACUGAAUAUACAGUCCCUCAGUUCAAAAACAAAAUAUUUAAAUAUAUUACAUAAGAAUAUAUUUAUACAUUUUAGCGUCUAAAAUAUUUUUUUUCUAAAGUGUUUCGUCGUGGCUGUUUGUUUCUAGUCGAGCUCAUUAAAUCGGUGCACUUGUCAGUACGCUGCAGUAAUAUUUCGAAUAGGAAUUUACAGCAUUCUUGAGAAACAACACUGUGGGUCGAGUCCUCUGGAGCUUAGAGCAGGAGCAAAAUGCUGCUGUUUUGCCCAACAUGUGGAAAUGUGUUGGUCGUAGAAGAGGGUCAGAGAUGUUACAGAUUCGCCUGUAACACAUGUCCUUACGUUCACAACAUUACCAGGAAGGUCAACAACAGGAAGUAUCCCAAACUGAAAGAAGUGGAUGAUGUUCUUGGGGGUUCAGCUGCCUGGGAGAACGUGGAUUCAACUGCAGAACCCUGUCCAAAGUGUGAGCACCCAAGGGCUUAUUUCAUGCAAAUACAGACCAGAUCUGCUGAUGAACCGAUGACUACAUUCUACAAGUGCUGCAGCCCACAGUGUGGCCAUCGGUGGAGAGACUAAGUGCUAUCCCAAUGCACCAACUCUGGUCCCGGAGUACCCUGUAUUCUACACUUUAGAGCUGGAAAAACACUCAUAUGCAGGACCAGGGUUGGGAAACCUGCGCUGGCCAAUGAUACUUUACUCUAUGAAGAACACCUGUGUGUCCACACCCAGCUCUUUCUCUGGAACCUUCUCUAGUUUAAACUAAAAUGCCCUGAGAGGUUGUUGUUCUGAAGUUUGGGCAAUAACCUGGAAUGUAUGUUCUUCAAGCUAGGACUUAUAAACAUAUUGCCUAGCAGUAAUCAAGCUUAAUUGUCUUCAGUUUUUGUUUAUUUUAUUUAAGAUGCAUUCAACUUUUCCUUUUCAGUUAAGAUGAUUAAAAUUGACUCAACUCUAACUGCCUUAAUUAAAACAUUACAAUAACAUGACCACUCUCAGAAGAUAUGAUUAUUUUAUUAUUCUCAGAAUAAUAAUUGCACACAGUUUGUUCUUUACAUGACACUUCCAGUUCAGAAGAUGUAUUAUACCACAAACUACUUGUAUUUGUUGGUCUAAAUAUCCUGGAACACAAGCUCUACAUAUAUUCAGUCUUUCACAGCAAGAAGCCACUUUGCAAAGCAUCAUAGGCCUACGAGGUUCAAAAGAAAGUUGCAUUAAAGGGAAUCAGCUCAAAUUCAGAGGAGCAUGCAUAUAGUUGUUUUUUUUUUAUGUAUACUUGAUUGUUUGCGUCAUGUUCGUGCUGUUAUCUAAAUAUACAGACAAAUUGAAUAAGGACAAUAAAGCACAACAGGUCUUUAAAACAAAA